Messenger RNA from Toxorhynchites rutilus septentrionalis, 1995 nucleotides. RefSeq lists its product as uncharacterized. The record is from RefSeq and is a predicted model, not a curated record. The transcript has a single exon. NCBI's taxonomy places the organism in Eukaryota, Metazoa, Arthropoda, Insecta, Diptera, Culicidae. Bases 1 to 1995 code for a protein of 664 amino acids.
AUGAGUACUGCAGGAGAAAUCAAUCAAAUGAUCUCACGGAGAACAUCGCUUCUAGCUAGUCUAGGUCGGGCAGAGAACUUUCUGGCCGAGUUCGACUCACAGCGGGAUCAAAUACAGCUACAUGUGCGUCUUGAGCGGCUGGAAAAAUUGUGGGACGAUCUCGAAAGUACACAAGAUCAGUUGGAAGAGAUAGAGACAACUGAUGAAGGUAGGAAAAUGCAGGAGAAAAUUCGGGCUAAUUUUGAACCUCGACUCUUCAUAAUAAAGGCAAAUUUAGCUUCCAAGCUUUCUUCGUUAGUCACUGAUGCUCGUCCACCUCAACCAACAUACACAAACUCCACUCUCUCUGGCAUAAAAUUACCGACAAUAACGCUCCCUGAAUUUGAUGGGGAUUACAUGCAAUGGCUUACGUUUCAUGAUACCUUCUUGGCAUUAAUACAUUCCAAUUCUGAAGUUCCACCAAUUAAAAAAUUUCACUAUCUGAAAGCAGCUGUCAAAGGAGAGGCUGCUCUGUCUAUUGAGUCCAUUGCUAUUAGCUCUGCAAACUACGAAUUAGCUUGGCAAACAUUAAAAGAUCGAUACGCAAAUGAGUACCUUUUGAAGAAACGACAUUUGCAAGCUCUGUUUGAUAUUCAAGGCAUUAAAAGGGAAACGGCAGCUACGCUCCACGGAUUGGUGGAUGAAUUUGAUCGUCAUGUCAAAACAUUGCAUCAGCUAGAUGAACCAACAAAUGCUUGGAGCACUAUACUUGAACACCUGUUAUGCACACGCUUACCUGACGAUUCGCUAAAGGCUUGGGAAGAUCAUGCAUCGAAAACAGAUAAUCCAGAUUACGAAAGCUUGAUUGUGUUCCUGCAACGUAGAACUCGUGUCCUCGAAUCUAUAUCGGUGAACCAUAACACUGCAUCCACAAGUUUCAAUACAUCCGGCCAAUCAACGAGAAAACUUCCGCAUCUUCGCUUGUCAUCAUACACCUCUACAACGGAUUCGAACAAUCAAUGUCCAGCAUGUGAUCAACCACAUCCAUUGAUAAAGUGUCCAAAAUUCUACCGUUUUUCAGCUACUGAGCGACAGCAGCUGGUCAUGUCGAAGCGACUUUGUCACAACUGUUUACGUAGAGAUCACAUUGCUCGCAACUGCUCUUCGAACUUCAACUGCAAACAAUACAACCGUCGUCAUCACACGCUUCUGCAUUCUGCAAACAAUGCCCUUGUGGCUUGUAAUGUAACCGACAUUUCGUACGGCCCAGCGCCACCCGAAACUAGUCAAUUUAGAGAGUUAGAGGAAAUUCAAAGUCAAACUUCGGUCGCUGCCACCAAGAGUUUGCCAAGUUUCGAAACAAGUGUAUCACUCCAGCAACCUUUCGAAAAUGUUUUCCUACUCACCGCCGUAGUACAAAUUGUUGACGCAUAUGGACAAGAACAUCUAGCGCGUGCUCUUUUAGAUAGUGCUUCACAGCCAAACCUUAUGACAGAUCACAUGGCAAGAAUUUUAAAUUUGAAUAUAACCGUACAAGGCGCAGGCCAACUUUCCCAAGUAAUCCGGGAGUCAGUUUUUGCAGAAGUAAGGUCAAGAAAAGAAGGCUUCUCUUGUGGAAUUGAUUUUCUUGUGAUGGAUCAUGUCAACGCUGAUUUGCCAGCGCAUCAUGUAGAAACAACUGGUUGGAAGAUUCCUACUGAUCUUUUUCUCGCCGACCCUUCUUUCAACAAAUGUCAACCGAUUGAUCUCGUCCUAGGAGCUAAGCAUUUUUAUUCCUUCUUCCCUGGUGCAACUCGAAUUCACUUGAAGGAAAAGCUACCAUUGUUGAUAGACAGCGUUUUUGGUUGGAUUGUAGCAGGUUCAGAUUGUUCUGCUUCGCCAUCGCAACACUCCACAGCCUCGAGUUAUAGCGUCGUAGCGGUAGCAGCCUCUUUAGAGCAAAGCAUCGAACGAGAAACAACGAUGGGCGCUAUAUGGUUCGUCUUCCUAAGCGACCAGACUUUGAAAUCAUGCUAG